AGAGAAACACAACACUGACAAGAUGUUAGACUUUUUUUCAAUUUUUAGCAAAGGUGGAAUCGUUCUGUGGUGUUUCCAGGGAACAUCCCAGCUCUUUACACCUUCAGUUAACGCUCUGAUUAAAAGCGUAAUUUUACAGGAACGUGGCGGCAGUAACUCGUACACCCACGACCAGCUGACGCUGAAGUACAAACUGGACAAUGAGUUUGAACUGGUCUUUGUGGUAGCAUAUCAGAAGAUUUUACAACUAUCGUACAUAGACAAGUUCCUUAGCGAUAUACAGCUGGAGUUUAGAAACAAGUAUAAGGAUGAUUUACAGCAGGGCAACGUGUCGCGGAAUUAUAACUUCCUCGAUACUUUUAACUCGAUGUUACGGGAAGCGGAGAUGAGGAGCAAGAUGGAGGCACAGAAACCAAGACCCAUGAUGACAUUUGAAGAAUCGAAAAAAUCUAAGAAAACCGUUGCCUCCAUGAUUACCAACAAGAAAGAUGAGAAGAAACCUUCAAAAACUAAGAACGUGUCAUCAAAGGGAAAAGAGAACAAAAGUCCCAAAGAAACUGUUCCGGAGUCCGUCUCUCCGGCCAAGGAGAACACAAAGCCUGUGACUAACGGAGAACUCGACGAUGAGACCAUCAUGAAAAACAGAGAGAAGUUCUUUAACCGCGGAAAGAAGACACCCGCCACCAAAUCACCAGGGAAAAGUCCCGAAACCGACAAGAAGAAAGGAAAAGCAAAGAGAGUUUGGGGUAACGCGGGUAACAACAAAGAUGCAGUUGAACUUGACUUCAGUGGUGGGGGCGAUGCCGACCAAGUAACCAAAGAGGGGACGCCCACACAGGCCGAGCUGACUCAGGUUGGCCAGAUGAGUGGGCAGCUGCGAGACAUUGAACCAGAGAGCAGCAGUGAGGAGAAUGAUGAGGAGGAAGAGGACGAAGAAGAAGAGGAGGAGGUGGUAGAGGCAGCAGCUGCCCCGAAAAACUCCACGAAGGGCAGCAGUUUUGGAGUGUUCAGCAUGUUUAAGAAUCUGGUGGGAUCGAAGACGCUCACUAAGGAAGACCUGGAGUCCACUCUGGACAAGAUGAAAGACCAUCUUGUUGGAAAGAACGUAGCGAGCAACAUAGCAGAGAACUUGUGCCAGUCAGUAGGAGCCAAACUUGAAGGGAAAGUUCUUGGAACAUUUGGAAGUAUCACUUCCACUGUUAAAAACACUCUACAGGAAUCGUGUGUACAGCUUCUGUCGCCACGCCGACGAGUUGAUAUUCUGCGAGACGCUAUGGAAGCCAAACAGCAAAAUCGACCAUACACUGUUACCUUUUGUGGGGUAAACGGAGUUGGCAAGUCUACUAACCUUGCUAAGGUGUGUUUCUGGCUGGUUGAGAAUGGGUUCAGCGUGCUGAUCGCGGCGUGUGACACGUUCCGGGCCGGCGCCGUGGAGCAGCUCCGUACACACACACGCAAACUGAACGCCCUGCAUCCUCCAGAUAAACACGACGGGAUGCACAUGGUGCAGCUCUACGAGAAGGGCUACGGGAAGGACGCGGCAGGCAUCGCCAUGGAAGCCGUUAACUAUGCACGAGACCGACACAUUAAUGUGGUUCUCAUAGACACCGCUGGUCGGAUGCAGGACAACGAACCACUGAUGAGGGCCCUCGCAAAGCUGAUCAACGUGAACCAGCCUGACCUGGUUCUGUUUGUGGGGGAGGCACUGGUUGGGAACGAAGCUGUCGACCAGCUGACCAAGUUCAACCAGGCACUGGCUGACCACUCCAACCUGACCAACCCACGGCUCAUCGAUGGAAUCAUCCUCACCAAGUUCGACACCAUCGACGACAAGGUGGGAGCGGCUGUAUCGAUGACCUACACAACCGGACAGCCCAUCGUGUUUGUCGGAACUGGACAGACUUACACUGAUCUUCGUAAUCUGAACGCCAAAGCUGUGGUGCAUGCACUGUUAAAAUAAGCAGUCACUGCGAUAUUUGACUACUGUCACCAAACGGGUGAUGAAUUAUAUAAAGUAUUUUUGAGUAUAUAUUUCUGUGAACGAUCUGACACUGGGUUUGUUGUGAAUAGCAGAUUAAUGAAGCUGCUAAAUGUUUUAAAUUUAAGAUUUAAAUUUAAAAAAAACUAAUUUGAAAUGAUAUAUUGUGUAUGGUAAAACACUUAUAGGCAUGGCGGAGCAGGGGGGCUUGGGGGGUUCUUACCCUCCCUCCAAAUAAUUGUAAAUCAAAAAUAUUAUUGGUAGUAAAUUUUACGACAGAGAUUAAUUUUACUUGUAGAACGCAGGAAAUUGCAUUAUAGGUCAUCUAAUUUUCAAAUUUUAUGGGGAAGCAUACCCCCGAACCCUCUAGAAACUUUUGCUUUGCGCCCUCGAUAUCAGUCAGUUAGUAAUUUGGCUAAAUAGAUGACAUCAUCAGUAGCAAAAGUCAAGCUGUAGAGCUACAAAUGCAGGUCUUCGGAUUUGAUGGAAACGAUUGUUUCCAGUACCGGUCAGUAAAAUCACAGAACCAAAAUUUAGUUUCCCAUGAUUAUUAUAUAUAUACUCUGCUUGUUAAAUUGUAAAUAUCUUUCUGGACCAGAUGGUUUUAAAGGGUUUUAUUUUUGUUGAGUAAUCUCCCUUCACACAGUUUUUAUUGAAUAAUUUCCCUUAGUUAAUUAGAGCAAUGGGAUAUGGUUUGGGAGGAGGUAGGGGUCACACAUCUGAUGUUAUUGUCUGAAAAACUUCACUUGGUUAGUGAUUUUGUUUUUCAAUUUUUUUGCCUCGAUAUUUAUUGUUCUCUCUUCCUUUUUUGUUCCUUUUUUCCCCUUUCUUUUUGUUUUUUUGUUUUGUUUUGGUGAGUGUUUAAACGUCUUUCACAGAUAAAUCAGCUCUGGAUUCCAUGCCAUAGAUGUUCUGUUAUUUUGGAAGUGUGAAGCACCAGAUACGUUAUUUUGUUAUUGUGGAAGUAAUAUUUCUUUGUUUAGUUACAGCACUAAGUGCAGUUUUCAUGUCUUAAUGCUAAAACAGUUUUCAGAAUUGAAUACUUUGAACUUAAACUCUUUAUCGCUCAUGAUGUCAAACCACCUCUAUGUUUGUUGUGUUUUAAUAAAAAGCCAUUUCCCCAGCAACUUUUUCUACAAAACGUAAACGUUAGACAUUUUGAAACAAAAUGAAUAAAUAUUUGACUGGCAAACCAGCUUCCAAGAUUGCAUACUAAGAUAUACAGCUAGUUUUUUUUAAUGUUUUGAUUUGUUUGUUUUUGUUUUGUUUUUUAAAUUAUCAUUCUUUGUUACUGCAAUAAAGGUAUAAUUUAUUUAACUUGGUCUUGAUAGCAAACUCGGAUAAUAGGACUGCAUACAGACAACAUGAUUCUUUGGAAAUGUACUAAGAGAUGAAAUUGAAGUUUACAACAACAAAGGGUGGGUGAAAAAAAUGGAAAUGAACAAAUGUUAGUCCAUGGUUAUUUUCCUUGUUUCGUUUUUAUUUAAUUUCAGUGUAAACAUUUUUUGACAGAAAAGAUAAACUAAAGCUUAAUGGAAUUACCAUGUUAUAAAAACCACAACAUAAAACACCAGAUGCUGGUUUUGUGUGUGUGAUCUCCUUGGUAACGAGCUACAUCUUUUAUUCAUCAUAAAACAUAGUUUCUGAAGAUUUUAUUAUGAUUGAUAUUAUGUAUGGUAUGUGUUGAGAUUAUCAGCACUAAAAUAGCAUCCAUUCUGUAUGUCAUGACAUUGUGAAAGCAAAUCAAAAUUUGUGUUUACAGGGAAGUCUGUUUUUGUGCAUUUUUUACGUUUUUGUAGUCAUUAGAGAAUCGUAAUCAUCUGAAGUUUUGUGCCUUUUUUACGUUUUUGUAGUCAUUAGAGAAUCGUAAUCAUCUGAAGUAUUAAGUUUAGAUUAAAGACUACCGUACUGCUUCACAUGCUAUUUCCGCUCUGUAUAUGCUUUUUUGGCAUCCUGCAUGUUACAGACUACAAUUUUCACACCUUUAGGAGAUAACCAUAUGGAGUUUUUAGAUUUGCGGGUGUUAUUGUCUAUUUGAUCCCGCAAAUGUCAUUUUUGACCGAAGGCGUUAGCCCGAGGUCAAAAAUGAAACAUUUGCG
Molecule: messenger RNA, 4077 nt
Organism: Gigantopelta aegis
Lineage: Eukaryota; Metazoa; Mollusca; Gastropoda; Neomphalida; Peltospiridae
Product: signal recognition particle receptor subunit alpha-like
Exons: 14
Coding region: 23-1960 (645 amino acids)
Biological process (GO): SRP-dependent cotranslational protein targeting to membrane
Cellular component (GO): endoplasmic reticulum membrane; signal recognition particle receptor complex
Molecular function (GO): GTPase activity; signal recognition particle binding; GTP binding
Source: RefSeq, a predicted model, not a curated record